Messenger RNA from Cladophialophora immunda, 3396 nucleotides. RefSeq lists its product as uncharacterized. The record is from RefSeq and is a predicted model, not a curated record. Bases 543 to 2984 code for a protein of 813 amino acids. NCBI's taxonomy places the organism in Eukaryota, Fungi, Ascomycota, Eurotiomycetes, Chaetothyriales, Herpotrichiellaceae. The transcript has 2 exons. Gene Ontology annotation, cellular component: cytoplasm.
UUUCCCCUCCGUGCUCACACCUCCCGUGCAUCAUCCUGCUCCUCUUCUAAGCACCCUGCGUCAGGGAAAAGCAAGGCACAGUAAGUUGACGUCGCCGCAGCGAAAUUUGCCAUCCCUGGGGCAGAUUGGUCUGGUCUUGCUUGCCCUGCGAUUUCACUACUGCACGGCAUAACCUACCGCGUGCAUGUACUAUGUCCCAGUUUAUUUCAUCUCACAUGGUUGUUUUACAAGGUCACUGAUCACUCCACGGCCUUCUUUACAUCGGCCUCUUCACUUCGCGAGGUUGAUUGCCCAUCACUCUCAGUUACGGCCUGGGCCUCUCUACCUGGCUGUACUCUCCGCAGCAUCCGAUCCGUGCCCUAGCCCUUCGGAAAGACCUGUACCGACCUCUGCACUCGAAAGGAACCAAAAUCUUAUUUGCACUCAAACUGUCCAUGGUUGACGCCGGAUCCGCAGGACACACCUAAAAUGUGGCGAUGAUUGAGCAAACCGGUGUAUCCCAGUAGCAGGAGGUUGCCCAUUGAUCCAGAAAUACGUCCGCCAUGGGCAAUUCUCAGACAAAGGAAGCACGUGGGCACGGCUCCUCUGGCCCACGGGUCAGUGGUAGUACCAGCCCGACGGGACGACAAGAUGGACAACAAAAUAACUUGGAAGCUCCUCUUCGACCCGCGCACUCCCGUCAACGAAGAGGCAGCCGACCCGACUUCUCCUUCCUCGGCCUUGGUGGAAACAGUGAUCAAGAUACCUCUUCACUUGAGCAGCGACGGGAGACCAAGGUGGAAAGAGAAGCUCGAAAGGCGGAAAAGGAAAGAGUAGCAAGACUCAAGGAGCGCGAGCGCAGCAUGAGAGAAGAGCAUGUCGAUGGGGGAUAUUUAGUGACCCAAGGUGUCUAUGUGGGUACGGAAGACUUCAACAAAGCAAUUGUCAGACAAUUCAUGAUCGAGAGACGAUUAGCUCCAUUCUGGAGAGGUCUGAACGAUUUCUCAGAUUCGUGGGCAGAGCAUCAACUCAUGGCAGCCGCCCGAGGCAUGGCCAUUCCGCCAGCGGAUGAAGUACCUCCGGAGCUUGAAUACCAGCUUGCGAAGAGGAUAACUACGGACAGGACCAAAGAAUCAGCACUCAAAAGCCUGACAAUCCCAAUUGGAGGCAGAUCACAGUCCUUUCAGUCAGAUAGCUCCGCCCCCUUAUCGCCGCCUCCCAAUUCUUUACCAAUUCCAUCGCCCUCCUCGCCGCCGCCUACCGGCUCGCCAGGGACUAGCACCUUUCGAACUCGCGCGAAGACACUGGCAUCGUUAGCGACCUCGUCUCGAGGUAAUUCCCAGGUAGAUAUGACGCCAAGAGAAUUCCAGCUGCCACCGGAUCCUUUCGUCAACGGUCAGCCCAUUGAAGUUUACCUCUACAAGGACGCAUCAGAAUGUCCAAUCUGUUUCCUGUACUAUCCACCUUACCUCAACACCACCAGGUGCUGUGAACAGCCUAUCUGCUCGGAAUGUUUCGUUCAAAUCAAGCGGCCUGAUCCUCACCCUCCAGAACAUGAACAACCGGAUCCGAAUGCGCCACCGGUCUCAGACGCUGAGCGUGAAGCGCAGGCCGAUGGUCUGCUUGUUUCCGAGAUUGCUACCUGCCCGUAUUGCAAAACUCCCGAUUUCGGCAUCACCUACACGCCACCUCCGUUCCGCAGAGGGCUUACUUAUGGCACAGGAUCUCACCCAUAUCAGAUCAGGUCAGCCAUGUCCUCUCAAACCUCAAUUUCUUCUGGAAACCUAUCUCCAGGCCCUGGACGGAGGCGGGGGACUUCCUUGUCUGCAAAUGCUCCGGAAGUGAUUACCACAGACAAGAUACGCCCUGAUUGGGCUACCAAGCUGGCAGCCGCUCGGGCCCAUGCUGCCCGACGCUCUGCAGCAGCUACGGCGUUACAUACAGCUGCGUAUCUCAUGAACGGGCAGAGUGCCGAUUCACGAGCCUUUGCAGCAUUUAGCCGACGCGGAAUGUUGAGACGAUCCACCCUGGAGGGUGGAGAGAAUGGACCAAGUUCUAACUUGAGCGCACUCGCAAUGUUAGCGGAAAGACAUGCAGCGCGGCAGCAGGAGGCGGCCGGAGAGACCCGCGCAAAUGCCUUGUUGCCUCCACCACGCGGCAGCAGUUCCCGACGAAGUCGGAUGGACGAUCUGGAAGACAUGAUGAUGAUGGAGGCUAUCCGCCUGAGUCUAGCGUCCGAAGAAGAGCGUCGGAGGAAAGAGGAGAAAGAAGCGCGUAAAGAAGCGAAGAAGAAGGAAAAGGAAACCAAGAAGGCCGAGAAAGCAGCACGGAAGAACAGUCUUUUCACGGUCAAUUCAAACGGCAGUAAUGGGGACGCCUCUAGCAGUCAGAUGGAAAGGUCUCGAAGCAAUCUUUCUCUCGGCCAAGACGAUGAAUCUACAACCAGCAAGGGCAAGGGCGUAGAACGGAGUGAUACUCCUCCUGUGGUGGGAGGCAAGGUGGAGGAAGAGGCUCCGCGACCAUAUUAUAUUCCGGCCCUGUCGUUGUCCGGGACCAGCCAAGAGUCUUUGGCGAGUUCCAUUCCGAUACCUACAGCGGCCGAACCAUUCCGACGGUCUCAUCUCCGGCAAAUGUCAACUGCCUCGUCAACUUCAUCUUCAUUUGUUGAACCGGGUCCUGCGGCUUCAUUUUCGGGCUCCGGUACCCCUCCGCCAGGAAGUCUUGAGCCUAUGUUCAAUUUCAGAAGCCUGGCCGCAAUGAUUGGGGAAGAUGAGAAAGACAACGACAGUGCUCAUGUCGAAAAUGCUCACAGAGACCAAUCGCCAAAAUUUCGAGAGGACACACAAGAGAAGGGUCCCUCAAAUGCUGGGGAGAGCUGGGAUCAUGACGACUCGGACCUUCCGGCAUCUUCAGAUUCGUCUGCAAUGCGGGAGAGCGACGCAGACCCGGUGGUGAAAAACGGAAAGCCUGUCGUUGAACCAUCAACCAGUAUAUCGCAUGUUUGAAGCGCGAUGUCGCACAGGUGAGCCAGGACAGCCAGAGUGCCUCUUGCUCCGGGCACACGCGUCGGGCUCUUCGUCGGCUCGGCGACGUGCGUUUGGCGGCAGCUAGAAGACAAAAGGCGAUUAAGACGACCCGAUUGCCAUCAGCUUCUUGCACGAAAUGAUAGAAUGUUUUCUUGGAUUUUGGAGGGUUAUGUCACAAACGUCGGUUGAUGCCCGUGUCGACAUCAACGCACAAUUCAGAAAUGGACACCGGAGGGCAUGCAAGGGGCAAUGGCAAAGCAAUGAUUCAAGGAGGGUCAUACAGGCUGAGAGGCGGCAGGAUGAAAUCCAAUGAAUCCAUGUUCAAGAUAUAGACAUUUGACAGAUGUUCCAGAGCUUUUCCGGAGCUCAUCACACGCUACGAUUUUCCCUU